Oryzias melastigma (Indian medaka) is the source of this 2559-nucleotide messenger RNA. Its product is annotated as coiled-coil domain-containing protein 85C-A. Bases 487 to 1548 code for a protein of 353 amino acids. NCBI's taxonomy places the organism in Eukaryota, Metazoa, Chordata, Actinopteri, Beloniformes, Adrianichthyidae. Gene Ontology annotation, cellular component: apical junction complex. The transcript is spliced from 6 exons. The record is from RefSeq and is a predicted model, not a curated record.
UAUGCACUCACUAAAACAGUUUUUGGGAAAAUUUUUUACUGUAAUUAGGAAAAAGGAAAACAAUAAUUAUUGGAGUAAUUUUAGGAAAUUAACUCUUUAAUUGAGUUUUUAACGAUUUCUUAAUAGUUGGUCAAUUUUAUUUUAAAACGAACUCUAAUGCAUUUAAUGAGGAGAUCUCCUUAUAUUUGACCUGACUUAAACUUAUAAAAAUAAAAAUGCAAGAAUAUUUCAGAGUAUUUGAUUUUUUAUUAUUUUACUGUUAUUUUGUUACUCUGUAAUAAUUCUGAAAUUUAAAUAAAAAUCCGGUUUCUGCCAGCAGAGGACUCUGUUUUCUGUUUUCCUCUUCUCCAUCACAGCCGUGCGUGUGCGCGCGCGUUCCUCCACAGCCCUCGGGCGCUGCAGCUGCUCGCGCACGCGCGGCGCUGGUGAUGGAUCUGCAGGAAUGCUGCUGAGUUUCUCCUGAACUUUUCCCGGUCGGAGGCGGACAUGGAGGCGGCGGGCGGUAGCCGGCUGUCGGACGAGGAGCUGCUGCUGCGGCGGAAGGAGGACCUGAUCCAGAUGCUGAGGAGUCUGGAGAACCGCAACGUGGACCUGAUGCUGGAGCAGGGCAAUCUGAUGAAAGACGUAAACCGGAGCCUGCAGGUCCACCUCCACGAGAUCCGGAGCCUGAAGGAGGUCAACCAGAGGCUGCAGGAGGACAACCAGGAGCUGCGGGAGCUCUGCUGCUUCCUGGACGACGACCGGCAGAAGGGCCGGAAGAUGUGCCGGGAGUGGCAGCGCUUUGGCCGCUACACGGCCGGCGUCCUGUGGAGGGACGUGGGGCUGUACCAGCAGAAGCUGACGGAGCUGGAGGCCGGCCAGGAGGCGCUGAGGGCGGAGAACGCGGAGCUGAAGGAGAUCGUGCUCAUGCUGGACGAGGAGCGCGGCGGGGCCGGAUCCCGGAGCUCCAUCGACAGCCAGUCCAGCCUGAGCGGCGCGGUGCCCCCGCGGGACGGCGGGGACGGGAGCAGCGCGUCCAGCACCGGGAGCGGGGGGAGUCCCGACCACCACCCGAACCUGCUGAAGCCGAGCGAGGGGGGCAGGUGGUGCGCGGAUGACCUUUCUGUUGGAGCUAGCUUACCGUCUCAGAGUACUGGAUUGGGGAUGGAACCCUCCAUGCACGGUAAAGAAAGAACGUUUUCUUUUCAUUCAGAUGUGUACAUGAGAGAGCUGCAGGACAGAGUGAGGUUGUUGGAGGAGCAAAACCAGCAGCUGCUGUCACAGAAAGCCGUGCGGAUCCAGAGUGGAAAACUGUCUCCCACUGGGCCCUAUCACCCCCCAGGGCAGAAGCCUGAGGCAGUUGUUCAUGCAAUGAAGGUGCUGGAGGUGCAGGAGAAGAUGGACUGGCAGGGCUCCAUGGAAUGCGAUGAGAACCUCAGUGAGAAGGAGAAGGCCAUCGUCAGGGAGAUGUGCAACGUGGUUUGGAGAAAGCUGGGUGAUUCCACCGGAUCAAAGGUGUCUGUCCGCCAGACGCUGCCAGGAAACCCGUUCAAGGGGCUGCAUCCGUAGAAACAGAUGUCAGGACCCACACAUUUGUUUCCUCAAACAAAACUUUUACUCCGUUAGAUGAACAUUGACUCUGACUCCCCCCAUGUGCAGUCUGCAAUGCAUGCUGGGUAUUUAGAGGAGCCAGACUUCUGACUUCUGUUCUGAAGGGUUGUGUAAGUUCUGUGAAACUAUUAGACUGUUUAGCACAAGCAUGCGACAAGUCAUGUGACUUAGAUUUUUCCAUCAAAUGAUCACAGCAAAACUGGUCCACCCCAACGACAACACACAAGGGGGGGCAGAGCGGGUCAUUUAAGCCCCCUACCAUGACUCAGUUCACGUAAAGGACAGCAGAGCCACAAAGAGGACGGAUGGUUGAAGGAGGAGCCAAGGAGCAUUUCCUGUCUCACAUUUUCACAUCUCUUUCUAGCAGACUGGAGUUCCAUUACACCCCCCCCCCCUCCACGACAAGAAGCAAAACAUUACGACUGAUGUGAUGAUCACUGGAUUGUUGACAAUUGCAUCACCUCUUAUGGCAUCUAGUUUUGACCAAGUCCCCCAAUGACAUAUUUUGAUAAAAAAACCAUUCCCAGUAGUGUUUUAAUUAUGAUUAUGAAGUUUUUAACCAAAAUCCACAAACUUAAAAGUCUUAGAAAGCCAUUUUUCUUGUUGAUCUAAAGCCUAUGUUUCCAAAAUCUCCUCUGAGGGGGCGUGGCUUUUGGAGCUCCGCCCCUAAUCAUGAACAUGCUCAAACACUCUCUGGUCAUUUUACCAGACAGUAAAAUUCCCAGAAAGGUUGUCUCAUCAUGUGAGCAUCAGUGAAGACGAGCAUCGUCUGCCUCUGAACUCUCACUGCCCUCGUUUGCUGCCUGUUUUCUUCAUAUUUAGCAUCAGUGUCUGAGUUUUUGCUCUUAUUAGGAGUUGCUGAGAGACAUUGUAUGUUUUGAUCGGUGUAGCUCAGGAUGUUCUUCAGCAGUAAAGUAUGUAAAAGAGUUUUAGAUCCAACAAGAAUUAAAGUUUAUUUUGUAAACCUGA